Messenger RNA from Drosophila hydei, 1234 nucleotides. RefSeq lists its product as uncharacterized. Gene Ontology annotation, biological process: rRNA processing. The record is from RefSeq and is a predicted model, not a curated record. Lineage: Eukaryota; Metazoa; Arthropoda; Insecta; Diptera; Drosophilidae. The transcript has a single exon. Bases 66 to 1181 code for a protein of 371 amino acids.
AUAAUUACGUGAAAACAAUUAAAACGUAAAAAGUAAGUUUAACAAAACCAUAAGAUAAUCAACAAAUGUUACGCAACCGAUUGCUCCCACAUUUGCAGCCAAGUCGCGCUAAGAGUAAAAAUGCCUCUUACACAAAUACAACGAGGCAAAGCACCAUUCUAGGUAAACUCUUUGGCAUCCGAGUGGCAGGCACAAAGAAACGCUGGUAUCCAAGACAUGAUGCCAACACCAACUGCAGUAACUGCUACCAACCGCCAAAUGUGAUAUUUCAGGCUUCGCAGUUUGGCAAAUUCAAAUCGUCCGGCUCAAAGAACAAUACAAGACGAAUGUCAGUGCUGAACAAACUGUUCAUGACACAUAUCACCGAUCUGCUGGCCACAGGGCAGACAGCAGAAUCCAUACUGGGACUCGGGCUACAGGUGUCACGGGUGAAAAUCUCCGCGGAUUUCACCUGUAUCAAUGUCUAUUGGCUGGGUGGCGAUAUCUCGCUGGAAGCGGAGCUGCAGAGCCUCAGCGGCCAGCUCCGCCACGAGCUCUCUCAGCUGCGACUCAUGGGUGAGGUGCCGCGUAUUAAAUUUGUGCAUGACAAAACGAGCAACAAUAUCAACAAUGUCGAGGAGGUUCUGCGCACAUUAAACCUGAACAAACCAACUGAGGAUCAGGAUCAUGAUCAGGAUAACGACAAGCACGAGAAGCAGCAGCUGCAGCCUAACUUUGAUGUUGCCCAGACAAUGCGUCAGGAGUUCUAUGGCAACACUGCACCACCGUCACCGUCAGGAGAGCUGACUGAGAUGCGACACGAUGUAUUCGGCCUGAAUCAUCACCUCAUCAUGCACAGGAUUCUCGUUAAGAUGCGCAUAUCAAAAAGAGCUUGGGAGCAGCAUCAACAGAUCGAUCAACAGCAGUCAAUCCCGGAACUGGCACGCAUGCAACGUAAACUGGACGAGGUUGAAGCCCAGGAUCUCACAUCUAAAAGUAACCAGUUCCAUUCGUUCUUGGCCAAACGUCGGGAGCGCAAACAGACGCCACCACGCAAGAAGACCCAAUGGGAGCUGGAGGAUUGGCCAAAAGAAACGCCCACGGGCGAAAAUGAACUGCAGACGCUCACGCCAGAUCCGUGUAUAAGAUACACCCAGGAAGAUUAUAUCCUCGAGGACCACAAAGACUAUAGAAACUCCUAGACCUUAUGUUAACGUUGUUGCAUACUGUUUUUCUUUUUACUGCUUGAACUCUU